UAUAUUAUACUACAUAGUAACAUAACAGUGGUUCAAGUCUUUGAAGCUUUCAAGUCAAGGCAAUUUCCACCCAAGUUCGUCGGUGUGCGUGGGUGUGUACCUUGUUCAAACUUUGGGGGUGAGGAGACCCACCAUUGGGGUUUUGGUGGGGUUUCUUUGAACCAAAAGAAAACCCCAUCUUUAAAAGGUGUUUGAAGAUUCCAAAUUUGCUUCAGUUUGGGUUAAGUAGUGAGGUUUCUUCUUAUAAGCUAUUGCCUUUCCGCAAUUGGCUUCUCCACUGACUCAAUUCUAUAGUCUAGCUUCUCUCUCUUUCUUAUCACAUAUGCCAAAUCCAAUUUUGACCCGCAAUAGACUUUCAAUAUUCUAAUGCUACUUUACUUCAUCACUUGCAUCUCCUUCUUCUUGUUUUUAAAGUCCCUCCUUCUCAAGCCUCUCCCAUCAUGGGCAUCUGAGAUGUGGCUGUUUCCCCUUUUGUUUUCUCAAGAGUUUUCUAUGAGCACAAUCUCCAAGCUGUUCAGGAACCGGUUUUGGAUUGGUUUUCUGUGUCAAAUUCCCAUAGGAAUGUCUCUGGUGAGGAAGAGUCUGACUUCAAGAGUGGAGAAUGUUGAGGAAAGCCUUGACAUGUCAGUGUUGGACUUGCCUGAGUUGGCCUUGGAUUGCAUUCUUGAGAGGCUUCCCCCCUCUUCGCUGUGUCGAAUCGCCGCCGUGUGCCGCACCUUGAGGGAGAGGUGUGUGAGUGAUCACCUUUGGGAGAAGCACAUGAGGAAGAAGUGGGGUAGAGUUAUUGGCCCUGCUGCUUAUAGGGAGUGGAAAUGGCAUGUUGCUUCCAAAAGGAAUGUUGGGGGUCUUAAACAUGGCAGGCAAAAGGGUUUGAUGAGAUUUAUGUCUCUUCAUUGGCCUUUCCAAUGGAUUAGACCAAAGGUUGAUGCAAAUUAUAAUAACCCAAAGCUGAGGAGCUCUCUGCCUGUUGACUCAGUCAUGAACUGGUAUCUUGCUCUUGAGUCUGGCAAUUUUUGGUUCCCUGCUCAAGUCUAUAACCGUGAGAAUGGUCAUGUUGGAUUCAUGCUAUCUUGCUAUGAUGCUGAACUUAGCUAUGAUCCGCGAACUGAUACCUUUCAAGCCAGAUAUCCUCCACAUGGAAGAAGGGCAGAUGCUAGAGAGUGUGGCAUCCCAUGGGAAAGGCUAAGAGCACCUCCUAUUGAUACUUCUCCGCAUGAUCUUCAUGUCUCCGACUGUUUAAAUGAUUUGUAUCCGGGUGAUCACAUAGAGAUUCAAUGGAGGAGAAACAAAGAAUUUCCUUAUGGUUGGUGGUAUGGUGUUGUAGGCCACUUGGAGUCAUGCAAUGGGAGUGAAAAUUAUUGCCGAUGUCAUAGUAGUGACACUGUGGUGCUAGAGUUCAAUCAUUACACUCCUGGCUCACGAUGGAGGCUGACCACUGUCAGUAGGAAAGAUCAUAGGGAGGAGGGGAACGAGGCUGAUGGAUUUUAUGGCGGAAUAAGAAAGAUUACCAGCGAGGCUGAGAUUGCCACUUGGAAAUGCCUUUGGCCAUCUGAAGUCUUGGAUUAGUAGGCACUAGCACUGGAUCUGAUCAAAUUCUCUACAACUUAGCAUGAUUUCAAUAUAGAAGCUUUGUUUCAGAAACUGAAGCAUUGACUGGUUCUGGAUUAUACAUGGCAAUAUACAACCUGAAGUGGACUUCAGUUCAGAUAUUUAGGCCAACCCGAUUUUCUUCUCUUUUUUGUCACAUUUUUUCAUGAAAAAAUUUAUGCAUAUUCAUGUGGUUUCCCUCAUUGUAAAUUGUUCAUUUAAGCACAAAUGUAGAAUAUUCAUUCCACUAUAUAUAGAACCUAGCUGAUGAUCAAAUUAGUAGCUUUGAACUCACAUAGCAAUACAGCUUCCAUCUCAAUGAAUGAAAAUGCAGUUCAGGCAUUAUUUAUCUGCAAACAGUUCAUUAA
Molecule: messenger RNA, 1955 nt
Organism: Glycine soja
Lineage: Eukaryota; Viridiplantae; Streptophyta; Magnoliopsida; Fabales; Fabaceae
Product: F-box protein At2g26850-like
Exons: 5
Coding region: 367-1566 (399 amino acids)
Molecular function (GO): protein binding
Source: RefSeq, a predicted model, not a curated record